AUGGCUUCACUAUAUGAAGAUGAUAUUUCUUGUCCCGUGUGUCAUGAAAUCUUCAAGGCUCCUGUUCUUUUAUCAUGUAGUCACAGUUUCUGUAAAGAGUGUCUUCAACAGUUCUGGAGAAUCAAGGAAACUCAGGAGUGUCCUGUCUGCAGAAGAAUAUCUUCUCAUGCUGAUCCUCCAUGUAAUCUUGUGUUAAAGAACUUGUGUGAGUCGUUCCGGAAGGAGAGAAAUGAGAGGAGUUCAUCAGGAUCUGAGGAGAUCUGCAGUUUACACAGUGAGAAACUCAAACUCUUCUGUCUGGAGGACAAACAGCCGGUGUGUGUAGAGUGCUUUAUUUCACAGAAACACGUCAAUCACACAGUCAGGCCCAUCAGUGAAGUUGUUCCAUCAUAUAAGGAGGAACUCAAUACAGCACUGAAAUCAUUACAAGAGAAACUUCAACAUAAUGAAACAAUGAAAGGAGAGUUUGAGGAAACAGUUCAACACAUCAAGUCUCAAGCUGAGCACACGGAGGGUCAGAUUAAACAGCAAUUUGAGAAGCUUCAUCAGUUUCUCAGAGAUGAAGAAGAAGCUACAAUCACUGCA
Molecule: messenger RNA, 585 nt
Organism: Sinocyclocheilus anshuiensis
Lineage: Eukaryota; Metazoa; Chordata; Actinopteri; Cypriniformes; Cyprinidae
Product: tripartite motif-containing protein 35-like
Exons: 3
Molecular function (GO): zinc ion binding
Source: RefSeq, a predicted model, not a curated record